Messenger RNA from Funneliformis caledonium, 551 nucleotides. The record is from the annotation of a GenBank genome assembly. NCBI's taxonomy places the organism in Eukaryota, Fungi, Glomeromycota, Glomeromycetes, Glomerales, Glomeraceae.
AUGAAUAAUUCACAAUCUACUUCACAAUCUACUUCAAGCACCACUGGUUAUAGUAUACCAGAAAUUGAAAAAGCACUUUGUAAUACACCAGCAACCGAAGUUCUUGAUGUUAUUUAUAAAACACGGCAGCAUACAAAAGAAACCUUUUCAAAUACUGAAGGAGCAAAAGAAGCUGCUUCUAAGAACCUAUUGAAAGAAAUUAUGUCUUCGGAAGAUCAGGAUAUAAGAGAAAAGAUGAAUAGAACCACCAGGAAGCAAAUGAAGAUGGAGAGCUAUUCAAGAUAUAGGUGCAUCUGCGCCGCCGCCAACAAAAGAUUCAUUUCUCCUGUAUUCGAACAGAAGGAAGACGCUAAAAAUGAAGCUGCCAAAAUGGCAUUCAUUUCUAAAACUAUUAAAAAACAAAAACGACAACAUUUCGAAUACAUAAAUAAAUUAAAAAAACUUUUAAAAGGAGAGUGGAUCGACUACGAAUUCAGCAGGAAUCUAAAAGGAUAUAGGUGCAUCUGCGCUGCCGCCAACAAAAGAUUCAUUUCUCUUGUAUUCGAACAGAA